GGCGGGGACCGGGAGCCGACCGCCGCGCCAGCGCGUAACCAGCCCGGGCGUCCGCAGGGGGCGCCGAGCCCCGCUGCCCGCCGCCUGCGCUGCCCGCCCCCUGCCCGGGGACCCGCCCCGAGCCCCGCACCGCUUAAACGGCCCCGCGCCGCCGGCCUCUGCCCGCCGCAGUCAUGUCCGCCCGCCCCGCGUUCCCCAGCCCCCGCUGCCUGGCCGCUGCCGCCCCGGCCGGCAAAGCGAAGCUCACCCACCCCGGCAAGGCGAUCCUGGCAGGUGGUAUUGCCGGUGGCAUUGAGAUCUGCAUUACAUUCCCUACGGAGUAUGUGAAGACUCAGCUACAGCUGGAUGAGAAAGCUAACCCGCCCCGGUACAAAGGCAUCGCGGACUGCGUGAAGCAGACUGUCCAGGGCCAUGGAGUGAAGGGGCUCUAUCGAGGCCUCAGCUCACUGGUGUAUGGCUCCAUCCCAAAGGCUGCCGUGAGGUUCGGCAUGUUCGAGUUCCUCAGCAACCACAUGAGAGAUGAGAAGGGCAACCUGAACAGCAGGCGCGGGCUGCUGUGCGGCUUGGGAGCCGGGGUGGCCGAGGCCGUGGUGGUGGUGUGUCCCAUGGAGACCAUAAAGGUGAAGUUUAUCCAUGACCAGUGCUCCCCCAAACCGAAGUACCGUGGCUUCUUCCACGGCGUGCGGGAGAUCAUCCGCGAGCAGGGUCUGAAGGGAACCUACCAGGGUUUAACCGCUACUGUCCUCAAGCAAGGAUCAAACCAGGCCAUUCGCUUCUUCGUCAUGACGGCGCUCAGGAACUGGUACAAAGGGGAUGAUCCCAACAAGGUCAUAAACCCCUUCGUCACCGGGAUAUUUGGGGCCAUUGCCGGAGCGGCUAGCGUCUUUGGCAACACCCCCCUGGAUGUGGUGAAAACCAGAAUGCAGGGACUUGAAGCGCACAAGUACAAGAGCACCUGGGACUGCGCCUACCAGAUCAUGAAAUACGAAGGGCCCAUCGCGUUUUACAAGGGCACCGUGCCUCGCCUGGGCCGGGUCUGUCUGGAUGUGGCCAUCGUCUUCGUAAUCUAUGACGAAGUGGUCAAGGUCCUCAACAAGGUGUGGAAAACCGACUGAGCCUGCCAGCAGCCCCGGGCAGCGGCACCGUCUCCUCCACCACCGCGAGGCAACAGCUGGAGGAAGAUGACCAACCCGGAAGAAAUUAUAUGGACAUUUCACUAGGAGCGGUGCCUUGUGCCCAGCCACUUGGGCCCAUAUCAAACCCUGAACAUCUUUAUUUAUAGGAUCGAACUGUGGAGUAGUUUAAAUUAUUGAUCAUGUGCUAAAAUGAUGGUGGGGGGGAGGGGACUAUAUCUGCAAACUUUGCAAAGGCCAGCUCCACUAGCCUGGGGGUGGAGCUGGGGGGGGAAUAGAUCAGUGCCCAAAAGGGAGAAGAGAGGCCAUGAUUCUCCAACCAGAUUACAAUUCAGUCCAUGUUUCCUUUUGCCUUUGAGAAAACAGAGCCAAGCGAGCAAAGGUUUCCACUGAGCUCACUGCCAUCUCCCGCCUCUCCCAGCAGGAGGCGCUGGAGUGCGUGGGGCUGGAGCACUGGCUGCAGGGGCACGAUUGCAAUGGUGUGAUGUCCCUGGGUAUGGGGAGCUUGCUGCUCCUCCAGUCCCAUCCUCUACCUCUAGGAAGCACUCUAGGGAAUGGUGUGGCACCCCAGGCUGCAAGCCACUCACGGCUAUUCCACACCCAAUCUCGAGAAGCAGGAGUCGCUAGCAGGGCGGGGUGGGGGACCCCUGGCUGGGGGAGAGCUCCAGCCCCCCCUACCAGAGCUGCCAAGUGCCUCAGUCUUAGCGUUUUCCAGUGGGAGUCACUAGGGCCAAAGAGGGUUGAUCGUGAAGUGAGCUGCGUGGCACACACUGGCCAUUUAGCCUCUGGUUUAAGCCAGAAAGCUGAGGGGAGGCCCCUUGGUGCAGGCAAUGACCCUGCCUCCUAGAGUCGGAGCGUGUGAUUCAGACCUGUGGCUCCGAACACGCGCCUUCCCUUAGGGGCUUUGCCUGCCCAGCCACCUCCCCUGGAGGAGAGAGGAAAUCCACCCUGUACCGCCUCCUGGGAGCACUGAGGGGCUUUGCUAUGGAACCUGCAAGGAACUCAGUGCCCAGAACAUGUCCUCUACCAUCCCAGCCACUCGCCCAGGCUCCUGGCGGCACGGCUGCUGCUGUGGUAGAGACCCUGCACUGAGUGGUGGUACCUUCCUUUUCCUUUUCCUCGCUGAGGAAACAUUCCCAGGCGCGUGACUUCCAGCCUAGCGUGACCAGGUUCCUCACCCCUGUGACAGAGGCACCUUGUUGACAUCUGAGAAAGGUGAAGUGCUCGCCUGCCACUCGGCCUUCUCUGAUUAAACUGCCUCUUCCCACAUUCCCUUCCACUCUGCCUCUCCACACCCCCCCCCCCCCCACGCCGCUCGAUAUUCCAGUGCUGGGAGCCAGACAAGUACCUAGCUAGACUCAAUAAACGUCACACUGCGUUGUUAACACUUGUACUGUAUCCCCGGGGGACCGUAACCCUGUCCUUGCCCAGUGCCAAGAGCUCAUAAUGGUUCCAGUGCAGAUUUGUGCCAAAAUCGUGUCUCUGUCUACAAUAGUUACGCAGGGGUUUGUCUGUUUGUACUCUCAGUGACAAAUGCAGCCUUAACACUAUCGUAUGCGCAGGCGAAGAAGGAAAGCGCAGGGAAGAGUCACUUUCUAGCUUUCAGCUCUCAAGCCAUUGAGGUUUUUUUGCAUUUGCAACUUGAAUAAAAUAAGAGCCUUGCUUUAGAACACACUUCAGAAUUUAACCAGGAUCUGUAAAGGCAGCAAUCAACCCUUGUACUGCGUAUGUGUGUACUGACACCCUGAUGCAUAUUUGUAUGUCGCAUUUACAAUCCUGUGCGACAUUAAUGGUCCCUAGCAGCCCACAGUGAUCUCGCUGUAGCAUCUGCAGCCCCUAUUGUAUCAUGCGGACGGGGCAGCUCCCCGGAAUCCGAGCCAGAGGCAUAGUUUUCACUCCUUUGCUAAUAUUUUAGAGUCCAGGGGUUUCUUUUCAAGCUUUGAGCAAAACGUGUUCAUGUUGCACUUGCAGCUGCCUGCUGGAGUGACUCUUGCCAUUUUCAAGGCCAAAUUGGGGCACUCUGGCGAGCACCCCAACAAUAAACCAAAGUUGCCUGUUAACAAAGUCUCCAUCGCUCUGUGUGGGCCAAAGGUAGCCCCGGGUCCGUUGCAAUUUAAGCCUUUUGCUCACAUCCCUUCGGUCAGUGAGAGCUCCCCACCCUCGUGUUCUGGAUGAGCAAAGGGAUCCAGGAGGGGGCCCCAGGCCCCAAAUCACUGGUGAACGUAUUUUGUCAAUGCAGCUAGCUACACUGCAGCUACACGGGAAUGAUGCUGUCUUCUGUUACACUGGCUGCAGAUCAUUUGACACUUUAGCCCAUGUAUGCUGCAGUCUGCUUUCCCAAGUGUCUCCCCUCCGAGUUCUUGGGUACUUACCCUGGAAUUGCACUGGUCACCACUAGGUUCCGAACAGGCUGGGAACUCUUCCCCUCCCCCCCUGUUUUGUGUUUACCAUCCAAUUCAAUCCAUUGCCUCAGUGCUGUGCUGAUACGGGAAUGAGAUUUGAUGUCCUCUCUGAUCCCUGACUCUUCUCAGAUGCUUCUGUAGCACAUUAAGAAUGAGAUUCUGAAUGACUAAAAGCUAAACUGGGCUGUUUCUUGGGCUCAGUAGAAAUGUGCAAGGCUCUGAUCCUGUAAAAUCCUUGACUGUGGUGCUGCUAGUGUGGGGAUCUGAAAGCCAAGCUGGGUUCUUCAUGCCUGCUGCCUUCAAUGAUGGGAGCAAAGAUUGUGCCCUAAAUCCAAUACAAUGACAAUUGGAGGGUAGGGGUGGGAGGAUGCUGAGUGGAAGAGGACAUUUGGGAAAGGAUCUUCCUACUGGAGACUAGUUAGGGUCUUCUCCUCCAGGACCAAUGAAUUAUUUCCUGCAUUGCUUGUCGUUGUUUGGCUUCUUUAGGCCUCAGAGGAGCUGCUCCCUCCCGAAGCUGCCUUUGGGCUAGGAAGAGACGCUACCAGACAGCUUCUCUAGUGCAGGGCCGAGAACUGCUGCCACUGGGCUCCCCUCGGGAGGUGGGAAAUACCGUCUCCUUUAGUCAUGUGUUCUAGGGCAGACUCUCUACCUGGAGCAACAUUCUAUGGGUGCAGGCCAUUGCCCAGCACCCAUCCCUCGGGGUGGGUGCCAGAGCCAGGAGAAAGCUCAGCACAGGAGUGUGUGCACUGUGUUGUCUCUUUGCCUCUGCCUUGGCAGAGUCCGUGUGCUCUGCUCUCUACAAGGCUGAGUCUUCUACACAUGUGUCAGCCCCUGCUGCUUUCUCAGGUUUUACUGCAUUCAGAGAUUAUGUAAUAAACUGAAACCUGCUGCAA
Molecule: messenger RNA, 4428 nt
Organism: Caretta caretta (loggerhead turtle)
Lineage: Eukaryota; Metazoa; Chordata; Testudines; Cheloniidae
Gene: SLC25A1
Product: solute carrier family 25 member 1
Biological process (GO): mitochondrial citrate transmembrane transport
Cellular component (GO): mitochondrion
Molecular function (GO): citrate secondary active transmembrane transporter activity
Source: RefSeq, a predicted model, not a curated record